AUGGCCCUGGCCGCGGAGCGCUUGAGGUGCCCCUCAAAGUGGAGCGACACUCGACGGCCUCCUCAAGAUAUCUACACUGGCCCUGGAGUACCCCAUGUGAGCGUGACCCUUCUGUACAAGGGCCACUACGACAUCAUCUACCCAUGCGCUCCUUGUGUUGAGGGUUCAAGCCAAGUGACUUCCCAAAGAGAACAUCCUGCUGAUUAG
Triticum turgidum subsp. durum (durum wheat) is the source of this 207-nucleotide messenger RNA. The record is from the annotation of a GenBank genome assembly. Lineage: Eukaryota; Viridiplantae; Streptophyta; Magnoliopsida; Poales; Poaceae.